AUCAGUCCUCGUAGGAAAACAGCAAGGCUGGCCUAGCGCAGGGAUUGGCGGGUGUCUCAGGUCCCCUCGUUGCCCCGCCCUCUACCGUGAUCAGCCCAAGAACUACCUAUCCCGUGAGCCCUCGGGCCCGCGCCUGCGCGCGGCCGAGCCGGUUCUCCCUUGCCCCCCUGCCGGUGCCCUGAGAGGUAGGGAGAGGGCGGGGGGAAGGAAGAGGAGGCGGGAUCCGGGAGCUGCGCUGGCUGCGGCCUGGCACGAAGGGGGCGGCCCUGGCGGAGCUGAGACCCAGCGGCCCCCGGUGACUAUGGACCCGGCCGAGGCGGUGCUGCAGGAGAAGGCGCUCAAGUUUAUGUGCUCUAUGCCCAGGUCUCUGUGGCUGGGCUGCUCCAGCCUGGCGGACAGCAUGCCUUCGCUGCGAUGCCUGUAUAACCCAGGGACUGGCGCACUCACAGCUUUCCAGAGCCUCCCAAACACCGAGCUAGCUCUGGCAAUGUCUUUGUCAACUUCUUUAUCAAUGUGUAACAUCCCUGGAAAGUAUCCUGCCAAGAAUUCCUCAGAGAGAGAAGACUGUAAUAAUGACGAGCCCCCUAGGAAGAUAAUACCAGAGAAGAAUUCACUUAGACAGACCUACAAUAGCUGUGCCAGACUCUGCUUAAACCAAGAAACCGUAUGUCUAGCAAGUACUGCUAUGAAGACUGAAAAUUGUGUGGCCAAAACAAAACUUGCCAAUGGCACCUCCAGCAUGAUUGUGCCCAAGCAAAGGAAACUCUCUGCAAGUUAUGAGAAAGAGAAGGAGUUGUGCGUCAAAUAUUUUGAACAGUGGUCAGAAUCUGACCAGGUAGAAUUUGUGGAACAUCUUAUAUCUCAGAUGUGUCACUACCAGCAUGGACACAUAAACUCAUACCUCAAACCCAUGCUACAAAGAGAUUUCAUAACUGCCUUGCCAGCUCGAGGUUUAGAUCACAUUGCUGAGAACAUUUUAUCAUAUCUGGAUGCCAAAUCACUGUGUGCCGCUGAGCUUGUGUGCAAGGAAUGGUACCGAGUGACAUCAGAUGGAAUGUUAUGGAAGAAACUCAUUGAGAGAAUGGUCAGGACAGACUCUCUGUGGAGAGGCCUGGCAGAACGGAGAGGAUGGGGACAGUAUUUAUUCAAAAACAAACCUCCUGAUGGGGUUGCCCCUCCAAACUCUUUUUACAGAGCACUUUAUCCUAAAAUUAUACAGGACAUUGAGACAAUAGAAUCUAACUGGCGUUGUGGAAGACACAGUUUACAGAGAAUUCAUUGCCGGAGUGAAACUAGCAAAGGAGUUUACUGUUUACAAUAUGAUGAUCAGAAGAUAGUAAGUGGCCUUCGAGACAACACUAUCAAGAUCUGGGAUAAGAACACACUGGAGUGCAAACGCAUCCUCACAGGACACACAGGAUCAGUUUUGUGUCUCCAGUACGAUGAGAGGGUGAUCAUUACUGGGUCUUCUGAUUCCACCGUCAGAGUUUGGGAUGUAAAUACAGGCGAAAUGUUGAACACACUGAUUCACCAUUGUGAAGCAGUUCUUCAUUUGCGUUUCAAUAAUGGAAUGAUGGUGACAUGUUCCAAAGACCGUUCCAUUGCUGUAUGGGAUAUGGCCUCUCCCACUGACAUCACCCUGCGAAGGGUGCUGGUAGGACAUCGAGCUGCUGUUAAUGUUGUAGACUUUGAUGACAAGUACAUCGUCUCUGCAUCAGGAGACAGGACUAUAAAGGUAUGGAACACAAGUACUUGUGAAUUUGUUAGGACCUUAAAUGGCCACAAGCGAGGUAUUGCCUGUCUGCAAUACAGAGAUAGGCUAGUAGUGAGCGGCUCAUCUGACAAUACUAUCAGGUUGUGGGACAUAGAAUGUGGAGCAUGUUUACGAGUGCUAGAGGGCCACGAGGAACUGGUGCGCUGUAUUCGAUUUGACAACAAGAGGAUAGUCAGUGGGGCCUAUGAUGGGAAAAUUAAAGUAUGGGAUCUUGUAGCUGCUCUGGACCCCCGUGCUCCUGCAGGAACUCUGUGUCUGCGAACCCUUGUGGAGCAUUCAGGAAGAGUUUUCCGACUCCAAUUUGAUGAAUUCCAGAUCGUCAGUAGUUCACAUGAUGACACAAUCCUCAUCUGGGAUUUCCUAAAUGACCCAGCUGCCCCAGUUGAACCACCUCGAUCCCCUUCUCGCACAUACACCUAUGUCUCCAGAUAAAAUAAUCAUACAUUGACCUCACACUUGCACAGGACUCAUUAAAGUUGCGGUAUUUAAUGUAUCUGCCAAUGCCAAGACAAGCAACAACAAAAUCAACUAUCCAGUUACCUAGGAUUAGCUGAGAAGUGGGGCUUUCAGACUCAUGUUUGAACAGAGUUGGCCUGCAGUCGACCCAGGAUGGUCUGCUCAGCACAGCUGACUGCUAAAGUGCUGCUAUCAGAAGAUGUCUUUUAUCUUUGGUGAAUGAGUGGAACUUUUAAAACUCACCCCUUCCCUGUUCCUUCCUCUUUUUCCCACUGCACCUGUUUUCCCCCUCUUUGGUUGCAGGCACAGAUGACCUAUAAAUAUAUUUAGUGUUUUGCCAGAAUCUCUGUUGCUUUGCUGUUAAGCAGAAGAAUCAGUUCUGAGGGACAGGAGGAGGAUGCUUUGAGCUAGAAAGCUCAGCACCUUCUGCAGACUUUUUAGCUUUGGGAGCAUCCAGUACCUGACUGAAAACCACCAUUAAUGAAGAAGCGGCGAAAGUUUUCGAAUGCCUUCUGGAGUUGUUCUGAGUGAAAGGGUGUGUGUAUGUGUGUGUGACAUUUUUGUGGUUUAUUACCACUGGCAUAUCUGGUACAUUGAUCCAGGAUCUCUCUUUCCUUCUUUCUCCCCUCCCUCUUCUCAGUUCUAUAACCACUUAGAAAGAAGAUAUAUGAAUAUCCUCAGCAUGCUUGAGGUAAAUCAACUAGAAGACACUACACUUAAAAGGGUUAAAAAAUUGUUUAGAUGAAGUGGCCAGGCCAAGAUUUUGCUUCAGGUUAUCCCAGUAGGUGAGUCUUUAGUGGAUACUGAGCUUGUAAAAGUGGUACAUAGGAACUAGCACCUCUCACCUCUUCCCCUUUAUCUCCCCCCCAAAAAAAAACAGGAAUAUGCCAGCCCCCUAUCCUUGUUUGCCUUUUUUUUUUCCUCCUGGACACAGCAGUCUUCCUGAUUCCAUGUAGAGCAUUGGAAGGAGGAACUGAUUACAUUUCCUCUCAUUAACAAUUAGAUGUGUAAUAAAAGCAAUUGUACUUCAUCUUAAAUCCCUCAGACUACAAAAAAAGAUCUGGAGUGACCAGGGCCAAUCCCUUGGGUGCAUUCAGCAUAACAGCUUACUUCUGCUCAUAUCAGGAUGCUGAGCAUUCAAGUGGUAACAGCUUUCCUGCAAUUGUGAACCAAAUAGUUGAAGAAAUAGUCAAAAAUGAAAAGAUGAUCAGGAUUGCUUUGGGGCCAGUAAAUACCAUCUCCCCCAGAUAAAAUCUAAUCACUUUAACUUUGUAUUGCAGAAUCUGCCUGCACUCUUUUUUAAACCAUGUAUUCACACAUAGGGUUAAGCUGCCAUCAAAGAAGCUGAAAUUUGGGAAACAAAUUUCAACUAAUUGAGAUGGAGAUUGUAUUAGCCAUUUUUCCUUCUUUUCUUUUUAUUUCCCUUCUUACCCCUAACUCACCCAAAUUUCUCAGGCAAUUAGUUGGUAAUGAAAGUGAAUGACCCUCAUUGGUGUCCAGAUUAAAUAGCUGCCUAGAAAGCAACUAUGUUGGAUCACAUACAUUGAUCAUGUUUCAUGUGACUCUCCACAGGCUUAGUGAGGACACUGGGGAUCACAGAAGUUUACUCUACAUGCUCCCAGACCCCAUAAUAUGGAAUGCGUGAACUUGCAUGAAUCAUCAAACUAGGCUCAGAACAAGUAGGCGAGCCAAGGCCCUACCAUCAUGUAUACCCCUUCUCAAGCUUCUCGCAGAAGCUUAGCAGGCAAAUCCUUCUAACAAAUCAAAACAGAUUCUCAGGCAGCAAUGAUAGCCUGAAAGUCAGGCAGAAUUAGAAGAGUAUACAGGUCUGUUUGAACUAGGUUUCUGUCUAGCCUAUCCUCAGGAGGCAUGUCCAAAUGUGGCCUGAACAGACUCUGAGGAUUGAGUAUUGAUAGAAAAUUGGAUACACGGGUACAUGCUUUUCCUUCCUCGAUAUAAUCAACGCACUUAACAUUUGUAAUCCACGUCAUAUAAAGAAAAAUAAUUCUCUAGCACAGUGACUAACCCUCCUACUCACAAAUGCUGCAAAGAUUGAUUUCCUAAUCAGUCAUUGUUAGGGUCCCUUGUUGGGGUAUCUGCUAUUUACUGCAAUUUUCACUUAAUUGAUCUUUACUCUUGAAUUUAGGAUUUUGCUGCAGGUGAAAGAGAGGUAUCAGCUCCAAAAUGCAUAUAUUUCAAAUACUGAAAUAAAGAAAUGUGGACUUGUAGCUAUUGCAAAGGUAGCAUAAAAUAGCCAUAACUCUACUAGCCUUCUGCUGUAUGCUGCUCUUUAAUCCAGGGGAGAUAAUGGGUCAUAAUUGGUACUAGAGACUUAACUCUAACCCCAGGUCCUUUUUGAAGGUAUGCUGUUUUCAAUACUUAUUUCAAAGCCUAUUUGUUGUACACCAUAAAGAAUCUUCUAGCUUUUAAUGAAAUUGAACAUGGAUUUGACAACUUCAGAGCUGUUAGCUCAGAGGAGGACAUCAACUCUCUGUUGAUGAUGGAAAAGGAAAUGAAGUUAAGUGGCCUGAAAAACUUGAAUCUCACAUUUCUGAGCUUUGGGGGUCAUUUACCAGUGCAUUGUAGAAGAAAUAAUCAGGUAAGUAGAAGUUCAUUUCCAGAGAAGGUAAACCCCACUUACCAUCUCUGCAUGAUUUCAACAGGAAUUGAUUUUCACUAAUCCCCAACUGGGCUAGAAUAAACAUAGGGUCUGACCUUUUUAAAAAGAAAAGAGAAAAAGAACAAAGAAAGUCUCUGAACCUGUUAAAAGGAAAGAUGGGAAAGUAGCUGAAAUAGACUGAAACACCUCCAUUACAGAUGUCUUCUCAAAAAUAUGUAGGACUCUAGUAUCUAACACUUAAUAAAAUUUCAAAUUUUAGAAAAUUCCUUCUGCUGAAGAUGGGGUGAGACUCACUGAACAAGAGAAGCAUGUGCGUAUUUGCACAUGUGCAGCACACCCAUUCUCUUAACACAGCCUGAACUGCCUGGACAAAGGUCUAUAAUAUGCCUUGCUGCAACAUGCAUAAUUCAAUGCUAAAAGAACUUUUUACUUACAAGUAUGCAAAUUAAAAAUGGAUUUGAAGGAAUUGUGAAAGGGAAACCUAUUAUGCAGCUUUCCCUUGGCAAAAUUCUUUUACCUAAAUCCUAACAUUCCAGGAGAUUCUAAACUGAAACAGUGGCAUGUAUUAAUGUCUACGGUUGUCAUAAAUGUAAAGGCCUUUAACAUUUUGCUGAAGAGAAUCUGUGACUACUCCAUGUUGGUCCCCUGCUUGUUUGAAAACAAAUUUCAUCUUUUGAUUUGGUAUAGCCAGAAGCUGAAGAUGAAGGAAAUAAAUUUCUCUCUCCCAUUUCUCGUUGGUCUGAACAUCUGUAGUUGGCAGUUACCUGAUAUAACACAUUUCUUAAAGGAGGGGAAAAAUUUUCAGGAGGGGAAGUUGGAAAGUGGGCAGAUUUUUUUUUCCUGAAACUAGAUUGGGUAUAUUAAAGGUUAACUCUUAGUGAAAUCGAUUUCAAUAAGGAAUGCUCCAUUGCCUCAAGUGAGAGUGAUCUACAUCCAAGUCAUGCGGCCUUGGGGAUGUGCUCUAUAGAUCUGAAUCUGUGGCAUCCACAAGUUGCUUACAAAUGGACAGGGGAAUCCUGGAGUUAUCUUUGCACACCUUUAUUUUAUUGCAUACCAUGUUUUACUCUUUUUUUUUUAAUAAAGUAUAGUUUUACCCCUUAACUUUCUCCUCACAUAUUUGAUCUUACGCACUCAGAUUAUGUAAAUAGACUUAUCAGGACUUGAAUUGUCAGAAAAUUACUUUACCUUUCCUUUUCCCUAUUCAAACAUGAGAUUUAUCUCCUUCCCCUUUAGACAAAGGAUGCCAUUGUUACAGAGAUGUCUAACUUUCAUCAUUGCAUUCACUCAUCAUAUUUGAAUCUAAUCUAUUCAUACCUCCCUUCCUGUAAGCCAGUUUCACUGUAAUUUGUACCAUAAGAUGUGAUGUUCUUAGGGAGCAUGAGCUCUGAGUGUUGCAUUCCUUCAUACCUUUGCUCAUUGCUCAUAACUAGAAUUUUGGGUGCUAAGGAGAGAAAGUGGUAAAUUCAUAUGUUUGGCUAUUGGAUUUCCAAGCGGAAUUCUGGAACUUCACUGUUGGAAGUUUAGCUCUCGUGACCUGAGACUUCCCAGAAAGAAAACAACUGAAAAUUGUUUUCUGACUAAUGUAGGUGGCGACUCAGCUACUUUGAAUAAUAGAGCUUUUCUCUCCGACUAUGAAUGUCACUGUACUAUUUUACUCCACUCCCCACCCUUGCACUGGGCAAUUCUUGGCACAAAAGGAACCUAUAGUUUGCUAAGGUAUGGGCUUGUGCAAUCACCUCAACUCUCUGUACUCAGAAAAAUACAACCACCUUUAAUGCUUUCCUAGAUUGGUGAAAAAGUGAGUCCAACCUAAGCUGUGGUUGAAAAAGGAUGUUCAGACAGACUGGAACUGUGAGGAUGGGGCUGGAAGUAGAGAGAUGUGAGGUUUCCUGGGAGAUUUUGGAUUUGUUCAGCUCUUUGUUCUCUAGAUUCAAGUAACAAGUGCUUUGACUUUUGUGAUUAUGUUAUGGUGAUGUGUAGUUAAUGUACUAAUAUGUUCAAGAGCUAGGAUCAUGGUAAUGAGUGUGUUUUUUUAACUGUUCAAAAGAAAAGUAACUUAAAUUACAAAUAUAAUAUUAAAUUGUGAA
Antechinus flavipes (yellow-footed antechinus) is the source of this 6937-nucleotide messenger RNA. RefSeq names its product beta-transducin repeat containing E3 ubiquitin protein ligase (gene BTRC). Gene Ontology annotation, molecular function: protein dimerization activity. The transcript has 16 exons. The coding region runs from base 302 to 2206 and encodes 634 amino acids. Lineage: Eukaryota; Metazoa; Chordata; Mammalia; Dasyuromorphia; Dasyuridae. The record is from RefSeq and is a predicted model, not a curated record.